UCCAUUCAGUUCACAUGUGAACUUAUUUUAAUGUACUUUGAUCUAAUUGUUAAUUCGUUAGAUAUUUUCUAAUCGCGAAAUGUUAUUUAUUAUUUCAUCUACGAUCAAAUUCAUAUUCCAUUAGAAAUAUGAUAUUACAAGAAUUGUAACUAUUAACGUUGGUCCUGCAUGCUGUGCACUGCAUCAUCGUCCUGCCCAAAAUAUUGCACUGUAUUUUAUCUUACUUUGCCAAACACUACAUAUAUAAUAAACUAAAUAAGAAAUUAUUAUGGCUGCCUACAUCAAUCGUACAAUGUCAAUGAUUGGAGGAGACAGCCAUCUAAGAUCAGCAGAUAUACGAACUGAUAGUUCUCCUCUUCAGAUUUUUGUUAAAGCCAAGAAAAAGAUCAAUGACAUAUUUGUGGAGAUAGAAGAUUAUGUACAUGAUACUGUAGGAUUUAUGAUAUCAUUGCGAACUGAGAGAAAUAUUGUUACUGCUGAAGAAGCACAAAGAAUUGAGAGUUAUACUGAUAAAGUUCAUGCAAUUAGAGAUGUACUUAAAAGGGAUCACAUGAAAGUUGCAUUUUUUGGAAGGACUAGUAAUGGAAAGAGUACAGUCAUUAAUGCAAUGUUACGUGAUAAAAUUUUGCCAAGUGGAAUAGGACACACAACAAACUGUUUUUUACAAGUUGAAGGUUCAGAUAAUGGUGAAUCUUACUUGAUUACUGAAGGAUCUACCGAAAAACAGCCUGUCCAAUCAGUUGGUCAAUUAGGUCAUGCUCUCUGUAAAGAGAAAUUAAGCGAAAGCCAUUUAGUAAGAAUAUUUUGGCCCAAGGACAAGUGUUUACUAUUAAGAGAUGAUGUAGUAUUUGUUGACAGCCCUGGAGUAGAUGUGACACCCAAUUUGGACGAAUGGAUCGAUAAACACUGCUUGGAUGCAGAUGUUUUUGUAUUGGUGGCUAAUGCUGAGUCUACUUUAAUGGUUACUGAAAAGAAUUUCUUCCACAAAGUGUCUACUAAAUUAUCUAAACCAAAUAUCUUUAUUCUCAAUAAUAGAUGGGAUGCAUCUGCUUCAGAACCAGAAUUCUUUGAACAGGUAAGGGCACAGCAUCAAGAACGGGCAGUCGAUUUCUUAGCGAAAGAAUUGAAAGUUUAUAGCCCUAAAGAUGCAGAAGAAAGAGUUUUCUUCAUUUCAGCGAAGGAAACUCUUCAAGCUCGUAUGCAAGAACAACGUGGCCAACCUGCUCACAAUGGUGCACUAGCAGAAGGAUUCCAAAAUCGCUAUUUCGAGUUUCAAGAUUUCGAACGAAAAUUUGAAGAAUGUAUCUCAAAGUCUGCUGUGAAGACGAAAUUUGAGCAACAUUCUCAACGUGGAAAACAUAUCGCUACAGAGAUUCGGCAAACGUUGGAUGAAAUACUGGAAAGAACACAAAGGAUGAAGGGCGAGCAGAUACAAAUUAAAAAGGACGUUCAUGAGAAAUUGAAUUACACAGAACAGCAAUUAAUGUUAUUGACUCAGGAGAUGAAGGAUAAAAUUCAUCACAUGGUGGAGGAUGUAGAACAGAGAGUGUCUAAGGCUCUGAGUGAGGAAAUUCGUAGAUUAGCUGUACUCAUCGAUGAAUUCAGCGUUCCGUUCCAUACCGACCCAUUAGUUCUAAAUGUAUAUAAGCGAGAACUUCAUACACACGUAGAAAAUGGCUUAGGUUCAAAUUUAAGAGCAAGACUCAGCACCGCACUGGCAUUGAAUAUAGAAACCUCACAACGAGAAAUGACCGAACGAAUGGCGAGUUUAUUACCAGACAAUAAAAAGCAUAUGUCGUUGAGUGUUUUGCCGAGAAGAGAGCCGUUCGAAAUUUUUUACAGAUUAAACUGUGACAACUUAUGCGCAGAUUUUCACGAAGAUUUAGAGUUUCGAUUUUCUUGGGGAAUUACAGCCAUAAUUAAUAGGUUCGCUGGAAGGCAAGGAAGCAGAUUGGCCAUCGUUAAUUAUCCACAAGAAAUACCACCUGCAAUUAUGUCUCCUGCGGAAAGUGUGGACUCUAUAAAAUUUAUGUCAAGUGCUCCAAAUUAUCAACAGCAUAGAUCAGACGAUUGGUCGUUAGCAACUAAGAUCGCAAUAGCAUCCGUAACAUCGCAAGGUACUAUGGGAGGGCUGAUAGUUGCUGGUUUUAUGUUAAAAACGAUUGGUUGGAGACUCAUAGCUGUAACCGGUGCUAUAUACGGUGCUUUGUAUCUUUAUGAACGACUAACAUGGACUAACAAAGCGAAAGAAUGUGAAUUUAAACGUCAAUACGUGGCUCAUGCUACAAAAAAAUUGAAACUAAUUGUAGAUCUGACAUCCGCGAAUUGCAGUCAUCAAGUACAACAAGAGUUAUCUAGCACUUUUGCACGCCUGUGCCAUUUAGUAGACGAGACCACGUCCGAAAUGGAUACCGAACUGAAAAACAUCGCAAGUACAAUACGAAUACUCGAGGAGGCGACUAGUAGCGCUAAAGUUUUACGAAAUAAGGCUAAUUAUUUAACAAACGAGCUCGAUCUAUUUGACGCAGCAUAUUUGAAGUCUUUAAAUUAAGCAUUG
This is a messenger RNA of Habropoda laboriosa, 2557 nucleotides long. It is a transcript of the gene Marf, whose product is annotated as transmembrane GTPase Marf. The record is from RefSeq and is a predicted model, not a curated record. The coding region runs from base 269 to 2551 and encodes 760 amino acids. NCBI's taxonomy places the organism in Eukaryota, Metazoa, Arthropoda, Insecta, Hymenoptera, Apidae. Gene Ontology annotation, molecular function: GTPase activity; GTP binding. The transcript has 12 exons. Gene Ontology annotation, biological process: mitochondrion localization; mitochondrial fusion. Gene Ontology annotation, cellular component: mitochondrial outer membrane.